Oncorhynchus keta (chum salmon) is the source of this 1880-nucleotide messenger RNA. Its product is annotated as dnaJ homolog subfamily B member 5-like. Gene Ontology annotation, cellular component: cytosol. Gene Ontology annotation, biological process: negative regulation of transcription by RNA polymerase II. Bases 322 to 1431 code for a protein of 369 amino acids. The record is from RefSeq and is a predicted model, not a curated record. Lineage: Eukaryota; Metazoa; Chordata; Actinopteri; Salmoniformes; Salmonidae. Gene Ontology annotation, molecular function: protein-folding chaperone binding. The transcript is spliced from 4 exons.
UUGGUCACCGGCUAUUUCAAGUUAAAAUUAGCUUUCUGAUCUUAAUUUAAGGUCCGGUUUGGGCAUACGUUUAGCAGUGUGGUUAAGGUUAAGCCAUUUUAGAAAUAGGCGGGGUUUGACCAUAAUUAAGUCUUUGUGGCUUUUGUAGGCUAACUAGUGACGACCGCUAUUUCAGUCAGACCCGUCAGUGGUUGAACUCUGACCGCACACGAUAAAGACCGUAGUAGAGGGAUACCAGCGCAGGAGAGGGAUAUGUUCGUCUGAUCUGCCGAUGUUCUGCUGAAAAUGAUCACUGAGAGCCAGGUGUGAGAAGUCGUUGCCAUGGGGAAGGACUACUAUAAGAUGCUGGGUAUUCCUAAGGGUUCUAACGAGGAGGAGAUCAAGAAGGCAUAUCGCCGCAUGGCGCUGAAGUUCCACCCAGACAAGAACACAGACACUAAUGCAGAGGAUAAAUUUAAAGAGAUCGCUGAGGCCUAUGAAGUUCUGAGUGACCCCAAGAAGAGGGUCAUUUAUGACCAGCUAGGAGAGGAGGGUCUGAAGGCGGGGGGCAGUAGUGGUCAGUCUGGGGUUCCUGGUGGGUCAUACCACUACACCUUCCAUGGGGACCCCCACGCCACCUUCGCAUCCUUCUUUGGCGGCUCCAACCCCUUCGACAUGUUCUUCGGACCGCACCGCAACCACCACAAUCGCUCCAACGGCUUCCACUCCAAGGUCCACAACCACCACAAUGAUCAUGACAUGGAAACCGACUUGGAUGAGGAUGACCCCUUCGCCUCUUUCACACACUUCGGCUUCCCCGGGGGGGUCAACGGCUUCCCUGGCCAUGGCGGGGGCAGGAGGAGGGGAGUGAAGUCUGAACGUCUGGCAGGUUCCAGGAGGCAGCAGGACCCCCCGGUGAUCCAUGAGCUGAAGGUGUCUCUGGAGGAGAUCUUCCAUGGUUGCACCAAGCGAAUGAAGAUCACCAGGAAGAGGCUGAACCCCGAUGGCAGGAGCAGCCGGACGGAGGAUAAGAUCCUGAACAUCGUGAUAAAAAGGGGAUGGAAGGAGGGCACCAAGAUCACCUUCCCUAAGGAGGGGGAUGAGACACCAGAGAACAUUCCAGCAGACAUCGCCUUUGUGCUCAAAGACAAAGGACAUGCCCACUUUAGGAGGGACAGCUCCAAUAUCGUCUACACCUGCAAUAUCAGUCUGAAGGAGGCGCUGUGUGGCUGUACGGUGAACAUUCCCACCCUAGAUAACCGUGUCAUCCCGCUACCCUGCCAUGAUGUCAUAAAGCCAGGGACGGUAAAGAGGCUGAGGGGGGAGGGCCUGCCCCUCCCUAAGAGCCCCACCCAGCGCGGCGACCUCAUAGUGGAGUUCACGGUUCGCUUCCCAGACAGGAUCCCUCCCCAGUCCAGAGAGAUCAUCAGACAACACCUGCCCCAGUCUUAGGACAACACCUCGCCCACGGACAAUUAUAUUUUGAAGGGAAAGUUUGAUUUAUUUUCUAGGAAUGACUGAAGUGCCAAGAGGAACUGCAGUGUAAGGUUGUUUUUAUUAAUGUUUUUAUCUUUCUGCCCAAGCACACACACGGACAUGGUGGAGUGAUACGGAGGAAUGGCUCGGCUCAGCGCAGCUUUGGCUUUUACCAGAACUUUUCUCCCCCUACAGAUUUAUCAAGGGUUUUAUACAUCCCCCUUCCUUUCCUCCUCUUCUUAUGGAUGGGAUGACAGGAACACUUUAUUUGAAAGAGAGAAGAUUGUCUAGGAUUUUCCAGAGGAAAGUUGAAAGUGGAUUAUUUUGUUUAUCUACAUCCAACCAGCAGCUUUAGUCUGUGCUCCCCUAUUUUACCCCAAUAAUCUGUUUCAAAUGUUUUAAUAAAGCAUCAUGUAUGAACUGUG